GUCUCGCGAGAUGUCAUAUUUCAUAGAUUUGAAACAUGGCGUCGGAAGGAGAAGCGGGUAGUGCUUCUGUUGUUGAACCAGAUAAUGGAGACUGUGAUGCUGGAUUAGGGGACCUGACAGGCAACAUGGACACUGAGUCAUCAAAUGGCAAAGAGGCCAUGGACACGGGUGGUGAGGGUUUGGAGGCGGCGGACACCCAGACAGGUUCUGGGGACGAGGAAAGCGGCAGGCACCAGGGAGAGGUGGAGCUGCAGUGUGCUCUCUGUAUGAAGUGGUUCACAGCCGACACCUUCAGCAUCGACACCGCGACUUGUUUGCCUUUCAUGACCAACUAUGUGUUCCAUUGUAACGUGUGUCAUCACAGCGGCAACACCUACUUCCUCAGGAAACAAGCCAACCUGAAGGAGAUGUGUCUGACUGCCCUGGCUAACCUCACAUGGAGGUCCAGGACUCAGGAAGAGCACCCCAAGACGAUGUUCUCCAAAGACAAGGACAUCAUCCCGUUCAUUGAUAAAUACUGGGAGUGUAUGACCACCCGACAGAGACCUGGAAAGCUCACCUGGCCCAACAACAUAGUCAAAGCCAUGAGUAAAGAGCGGGAUGUGUUCCUGGUGAAGGAGCAUCCAGACCCAGGCAGUAAGGACCCAGAGGAGGACUACCCCAAGUUUGGCCUGCUGGACCAGGAUCUGGGAAACAUUGGACCAUCUUACGACAACCAGAAACAGACCACCGCUGCUCCCACUCCUGGAGGGCUCAACGGUGGACCUUGUUUCUCAGGUGGUCUGGCCCCCGGCCCAGGGAAGGGUAGGGGAGCCAAGCGUAAGCAGCAGCAGCAGCAACAGGAGGGAGCCACAGCCGGAGCAGCCAAGAGAACACGCAGUGACCCUCUGUUUUCGGCCCAGCGUCUACCCCCCCAUGGUUACCCCCUGGAGCACCCCUUCAACAAAGAUGGCUACCGCUACAUCCUAGCAGAGCCGGACCCCCAUGCCCCCGACCCAGAGAAACUAGAGCUGGACUGCUGGGCUGGGAAACCCAUCCCCGGAGACCUCUACAGAGCCUGUCUCUACGAGAGAGUACUGCUAGCCCUGCACGACAGAGCCCCCCAGCUGAAAAUCUCAGAUGACCGUCUGACAGUGACAGGGGAGAAGGGUUACAGCAUGGUCAGAGCCUCCCACGGUGUCAGGAAAGGAUCCUGGUACUUUGAGGUCUCCAUCGAUGAGAUGCCCCCGGACACCGCAGCCAGACUGGGCUGGUCUCAGCCCCUAGGUAACCUGCAGGCCCCUCUGGGAUAUGAUAAGUUCAGCUACUCGUGGCGCAGUAAGAAAGGGACACGCUUCCACCAGUCUGUGGGGAAACACUACUCCUCAGGCUACGGACAAGGAGACACUCUGGGCUUCUUCGUAGAACUGCCGGACGGCACUGAGACAGCCAAGGCACUGCCUGACACGUACAAAGACAAGGCGCUGAUUAAGUUUAAGAGCUAUCUGUACUUUGAGGAGAAGGACUAUGUGGACAAGGCAGAGAAGAGCCUGAAGACUGUUACCCCCAGCAGGAUGCUGUUCUAUAAGAAUGGGGUGAACCAGGGUCAGGCCUAUGAGAACCUGUUUGAGGGGCUUUACUUCCCUGCCAUCUCUCUCUACAGGGGCUGCACGGUGUCCGUUAACUUUGGACCACAUUUCAAACACCCUCCAAAGGACAUCAAGUACCAGCCAAUGAGUGACAUGGGCUGGGGAGCAGUGAUCGAACACACGUUGGCUGACAUGCUGUACCAUGUAGAGACGGACGUGGACGGACGACGUAGCCCGCCCUGGGAAGGAUAAACGCACGCGCACACCAGAGCUCAACACACAGACGGCCAGUUGAGUGUUUGGACAAAGGCACGGAGGAGUCCAUUCCAGCAGAUAUAGGUGGGCUGAUGUCGACCUGAACACUGACACACCGUACUCUCACUGUACUCUUUAAACAUUACCUUCAUUAGUAACUUUGAAAAAAUCAUAA
This is a messenger RNA of Oncorhynchus tshawytscha (Chinook salmon), 1998 nucleotides long. RefSeq names its product ash2 like, histone lysine methyltransferase complex subunit (gene ash2l). The transcript is spliced from 17 exons. Gene Ontology annotation, molecular function: transcription cis-regulatory region binding; protein binding. Lineage: Eukaryota; Metazoa; Chordata; Actinopteri; Salmoniformes; Salmonidae. Gene Ontology annotation, cellular component: Set1C/COMPASS complex. The coding region runs from base 36 to 1820 and encodes 594 amino acids. The record is from RefSeq and is a predicted model, not a curated record.